Molecule: messenger RNA, 1048 nt
Organism: Coccinella septempunctata (seven-spotted ladybird)
Lineage: Eukaryota; Metazoa; Arthropoda; Insecta; Coleoptera; Coccinellidae
Exons: 2
Coding region: 154-942 (262 amino acids)
Source: RefSeq, a predicted model, not a curated record
GUCACCCAGUCUUCGGACUGAGGUCAUCGCCCUGAUACCAACCACAGUCGAGGGCAGACGCCGGCUCCGGCUGAAGCUCAGGUUUCCCUCCGGCACUGCCCGCCGUCUCUGGGUGCCAGUAGAUUGAAUCCAAUACCGUUAGACGGCUGCAACAUGAGCGACUCAGACUUCCUGGAACGACUUGACGAGGAGCUGGGUCUUGUCGAUCCAUUAAAAGACCAGGAACCGGAAUCUCCUCCCCGUCCUGUGCCGUUGCCUUUGGGGGCACUCAAAGCAUUUGGUCGCCCCAAACCAAACACCUCUUCCGCUGUCACUGACCGUUCCACAUCACCACCCAGGAAGCAGGAACUACAACAGGCGGCCGUUCCGACUCAGAGGCAGAGUGCAAUGGAGAUAGACAUUCCAGCUGAAAAGAGAAACACCUGUAAGCAAGAUAAACGUUAUUUCAUAAACAAGGGGAAGAUUUCCAAACAAGCGAAUAGCCAUCAACCGGAUAAUCGUCAACAUGACAUCCAUCGACAUAAUAUCCGUCCAGCUCAGAUAACAACCAAGAUUCCAGCCAGAGUACGUACAGUUGGCACAAUGGGGCCCAAUGUCUACUUGGAGCUUCGACCUAAUAUGUGUUGGAGAUGUGGCCAAGGGGAGCACAGUCGAACACACUGCACCGGUACCCCGAUUCUCUUCUGCAGCAGUUGCGGCCUGCUAGGUACAUUAACCAGAAAUUGUUCUUGUCAGUCUCAUCACCGUCAAAGAGAGGCUGCCGUCCAAUGUGAUAUCCCCAGCGCAUCCACCCAAUCUGAACCACCCCGGAAGAAAUCGAACAAGUUCCGCAUGCCAACCAGUAGGGAAUUAGCCCUCCGUGCCUGUCCAAGAUGUCGAGAACUCCGUGAGGCCAAGGACAAUAGCAAGGAGAAAUCACGUACAACUGAAGCCCGUCACUAACCUAGUUAUAACCGAUUACACCGUAACAAUUCCGUUCAAAUUCCGUACAGGCACCACCGUUGACCGAAAUAUUGUAUCUACAGAUUUUCAUCCGUUCAACAUGCAA